This is a messenger RNA of Trifolium pratense (red clover), 462 nucleotides long. RefSeq names its product cyclin-dependent protein kinase inhibitor SMR4. Bases 156 to 338 code for a protein of 60 amino acids. The record is from RefSeq and is a predicted model, not a curated record. The transcript has a single exon. NCBI's taxonomy places the organism in Eukaryota, Viridiplantae, Streptophyta, Magnoliopsida, Fabales, Fabaceae. Gene Ontology annotation, biological process: regulation of DNA endoreduplication.
UCAUUCAAUUUCUUUGCUUGAAAGUUCAAAGUUCACACUUUUUUUGUGAAAAACUGAUUUUCAUUAGAUUCCUUUUUUUUGUUGGAUUUUGGGGAGAAGAUUCAAAAGGGUCAUUGAAUAUAUAGUUAAGUUUUGAUUUUGUUAAGUGGGUUGCAAUGGAAGAUGAAUGUAGAACACCAAGGUUGUUGCAGAAUCAGAUUCCGGCUGUUUUCAUUUGUCCACCGCCGCCGAGGAAGAAGCCGGUUCCUGGAAUUAGACGACCGCCACCUAAGGAAGGGUAUUUUCAACCACCUGAUCUUGAUUCGUUUUUUGUAAUGAGAAAAGAAGCUUAUGCUUAAUAAAGAUUCAAUUUUUAUUUUUGGGUUUUGUUUUGGGUACUUUCUGUUUGUGGGUUUUGUUUGUAGGAGUAAAAGGAGAGUGUUUGUUAGUUUUAUAGAUUUAAUAUAUAUAAAUAAUUUUGUA